Molecule: messenger RNA, 2729 nt
Organism: Symsagittifera roscoffensis
Lineage: Eukaryota; Metazoa; Xenacoelomorpha; Acoela; Convolutidae
Product: trithorax group protein osa-like
Exons: 6
Coding region: 62-2440 (792 amino acids)
Source: RefSeq, a predicted model, not a curated record
UUCAGACUUAUGAUGAAUCAUUAAUCUCCAAUUAGUCAUUAGAGUAGGCUAAUUAAUAAAUAUGACGGUCGGUGGUCAAAGCGGGGUCAUCGGUGCAUCAAACGAGGAUUCCAACCAUAGUUCAAGCUCGCAACCCACUAACUCAAUAACUGGAAGCACUAGCAUAUCAGAGGGCGAGAAUAGUCGAAAUGGAACAGGUGAAGAAAAUAGCGCCAGUGAUACCCAGAGUUUGACAGCAGACCAAAGUGCUCAACGAUUACUGGAGGAUAACACACAGCUGAUCAAGACUAUCACGGACAGUCAGCAGUCGGCAAAGGCUCAAGAUGUGUUCCCAUUGUACCAGGCGCUGCAUAGGAACCUCUUGCAGCUGGCACAGUUGACAGAGCCAGGCAAUCUGGAAAUACCACACCUGCUACCGGCUCCUGAUCCGAACAUUUUCUCAGCCACUCUAAAGCCCCCCUCAGCUACCCUAAUGGCCACAGUACCCCCACCCCAGAAUUAUGUACCCCCUAAUGGACCGCAACCCUCUAUGAUUACGUCACGAGGGGGCAAACCGGCAAAUAUUGUCAAUCCAUACCAACGAAGACCCCCAAUGGACCAUCCAGGAGGUAGUACUGGUGGAACUCCGAAGAUGCAAGCACCUCCCCCUCCACAACACGCAGAAUACCCGACAACAUCAGGAUUGUCCCCCAAUCAUCAUCAUCAACAGCAUCUUAUGGGAGGCGGUUCGAGUCGAGGGUCGUCGGGAAAAGAAAAGAAGCAACAAACUGGCGAUGGGACUAAAGUUCAACAUCAUCAGCACGUAGCGCAGCCGCAUCACGCGGCGGAAAACGCUGUCGUGAUUCCGGUUCCAAAACCAGUUCCAGCAUCUACCGUUCUCUCAUCUAUGGAGUUGCAACCCCAGCCUGUAAAACAGGAAUCAUCAGGAUUCCAACAUCCCUAUCAUCCGCCUGCCAACUCCGUAACACAACCGAAUGUCACUGUAGUACCUCAAGCGACAUCUUUAGAGACGACAAGCAUGCCUCCACCACCGUCGCAAGCGAUGCCUACGCAUACGCACGGUCCAAAUGAUAACAUGGCAUCUCCGAGGAGCGUCGCGUCGGACAGUCAAGCUAACACUGGUCAUAAUGCAGCGUCAGCAGCUCCAGUUUCGCCGGCGGUGACGAAGUUCACAGCUCCGGCUCAUGUGGAUCCAUACCAGCCUCUAAGUGCACAUACGCAGUCUGUGUUGAGUAACGUGUCAAGUGCUAGUAAAACGAACGCAAGUGGACAUAGCUUUGCAGCAUCGACCGCUGGAGGUAGGCCACACCUCAAUACCUCGCCUGUCGACAAUCCGCCGCUAGCCAAUCCGAAUCCUCAAAAUGAUGUAGCUCCGAAUGUAAACGUGACCGAUGCAAUAAAACGGGAAUCGGUAAACAAACCGCAGAAUCAUCAUGGUCAAAUGCAACCUCCGAAUGUACCACAGCAUCAGAUGUCGACUUCGAUCGCUCAUCAAAUGAACCCGCAGUAUCCCGGAUCCCAAGGAGGACCCACUCCUCAAAGACCAUCGAUGAGUGCGCCUCCGCCACCCUCGAGCGCCAAAUACGGGCAACAACACGGGGGAGUUCCACCGCACUCCGGGGCUUCAAACCCUUAUUACAAUCCGGCAAUGCCAAAUCAGCAAAUGUCGCCUGGAGGCUCUUCGGGAUCUUACCCUGGAUACUCCCAUGGAAUGUCCCCACAAGGACCGCAAUAUGCAGUGCCAAUAUCGCAACGGGCGAAUCCAUAUGCUCAACAGUAUCCCCGAUACCCUGGGCAACCGUACCCAGGUAUGUACGGAUCUGGACAUAGUUACCCGCCAGCACAUUACGCAUCCCCGGCACACUAUCCGCCACCUUCUCAAUACCCGCCAGGAAGUCAGUAUUCGUCGCAAUAUGGGGGACCUCAGCAUCAUAUGCAAAAUCAACAGCAAUUGAAAAUGUAUCAUCAUGCGCAGGGACAAGCGACGUCGAUGUCCGGGCAUCAGCCUAGCACGAUGCCCAAUGCGAACGUGACAGUGCACCCGGGAUCCGCAGGUCAGCCGGUUCCUCCAGCAUCGAUGAUGGGACCUCCAGGUAGUUCACAGUAUCACGGGACGCACGCUUACAGCCAACAACAGCAACAAGCUCCUCAACAGCAACAAAUGUCAGCGCAACAUAACGCAAAUGUGUCCAUGGCAUCUUAUCCCCCACCCCAGAGUUCAGAUCCGCAGAAUCAGGGGGGCUAUAGCAUGCAGUCUCCUCAGCAAGGAAUGUAUAAUAGACAGCAGGUGCAAUCACAAGCGAGUGUCCAGCAGCAAGGGUAUAGUCACCAAUCAAUGUCGGUAGCUCCUCAGACUCCGACAAACGGAGGAGCAACUAUGUCGCCGAGUCACGGUAUGCCGCCGCCUAACAGUGGAAUGCCAUUAGAUGGUCAGCAGUAGAAAAUGAAUUUUCUAUGCAAAAAGGAAAAAACUACAUGUCGCUACUUAUAUUAGAAGCUUCGGUUUUGAUGAUAAUUAUUGAAAUUCGUUCUGUCAAAUGGUUCGAUAUCUGUUCCCUGUUAAUAUUGUCGAUUUGGAUAUAUCCAUAAAAAAUUUAAUAAUAUAAUAGUCGCUAAACUAGUCUAUAGAUAAAUAAUUCUUCGGUAUUCGUAUUUUAUGACUCUUAAACUGAUUAGUCUUGAUUUUUCUCUUUGUUUGUUCAUUAUAUAGUCUCGUUAUUUAGACUCGA